Messenger RNA from Paraglomus occultum, 1472 nucleotides. Lineage: Eukaryota; Fungi; Glomeromycota; Glomeromycetes; Paraglomerales; Paraglomeraceae. The record is from the annotation of a GenBank genome assembly.
CCGAACGAAAUCGAGAGGCAAUUCUUCCCGACGGCAAAACCGGCUGGUCCACUCAAUACUCUCUCACAGAAAACACAUUCCGCACGCUGAAACUAACGAGCGAUACCUUUUGCUCAGCAGGAGCUUUUCUUGCAAAUGGAACGCUUGUUGAGACAGCUGGCGGUGAUGGAAUGCAUUUGACCGGUGCAGGUUAUAGAAAGAUAAGACUUUUUACUCCUUGCGAAGAUGAUUCAUGUAUUUGGAAUGAAAUUCCAGAUACCAUGUUAAAUGCAAGAUGGUAUAAUACAAUGGCUACGCUUCCGGAUGGCAAUGUUUUUAUCGUGGGCGGCUCUACGCGCUCGGUCGCACUUAACACCAAAGAGGUAAACAACCCCACUUUUGAGAUUUACCCACGUAGUCGCGAACAAAUACCGUUGCAGUUUUUAAUUGACACGCUUCCAAAUAACCUUUACCCACAAGUACAUGUACUUCCUGAUCGCGAAGACACUAUAUUCUUGUUUGCCAACAAACAGUCAAUUCUUUUUAAUUAUGAAACGAGAGAGACCAUAGCCGUCCUUCCUGACAUCCCUGGUCCGCCUCGCUCAUAUCCCCUUACCGGUACAUCGGUAUUGCUCCCACUGUCGUACCGCAAUAAUUAUAAACCCGAGAUUUUGAUAUGUGGCGGAAGUCCUAAGAGGGUAACAAAAGCGAAAGCAUCGAACAGUUGCGGAAGAAUUGACCUCAGCAAAGAUAAACCAACAUGGGAUAUGGACGACUUUGGUGGCAUCGGAAGAAUUAUGCCCGAUAGUGUCAUUCUACCAAAUGGACAAGUCGUUUUUAUUAACGGAGCCAAAAGAGGCUUCGCCGGUUAUGUUAAAGAUAAAGGAACACGAUUCGUAAACAGCGACCCAGUAUUUACACCAGUUUUAUACGACCCAGCGAAAGAAAAGGGCAAUCGUUGGAGGACUCUUGCACCCAGCACGAUUGCUAGAAUGUAUCACUCCACGGCAACGCUCAUAUACGAUGGCAGUAUCUUCGUGUCCGGAAGCAAUCCGCAGCCCAAUUUUAAUCCCAAUUCGCUUUUUCCAACAGAAUAUCGGGCUGAGAAAUUUUACCCACCUUACUUUACUUCUUCUACGCCUCGACUCACAAUCACAUCUCUUCUCGGCGAAGAUACAUUAUCGUACUCUGGAGUACCAAUAAAGAUCAACUAUGACCAAACAUUGACUGUUAAUAUAAAGACAUCGGAUCCAGAACCGGAGAUAUUUGCUUCGUUAAUUCACUUUGGCUUUGUUACGCAUUCUACAAGUAUGGGCCAACGGUUUGUCGAAUUAAAUGUGGUGGAUAUUGAACCGACUGGUAACGAAAAUGAGUUUACCAUCAAAAUCGAGAGCCCACCUAACGCCUAUGUUAUCGCUCCUGGACCAAGUUACCUGUUUUUAAUGAACAAAGGCCGAGUCUGCGAUGAAGCCGUACACGUGUUACUUGGAUAA